AUGGCUGCUCUUCGUUCGGGUGGAGCUACUGCUGCUGGAUCAUCUCCAAAUGGCAUGUCAUCACCACCUCUUGCCGGUGCGAACAUAGCUCCGCGGCAGACGGCGCUGGCCAAUCGACUUAACUCCGCUCUAUCAGCGUCCUAUGCGGACUCGGAGAUCAGAGAUGCUCUUGAGACGUUGGAUAGUAGGGAGAUUAAAAACACCGCAGAAACCAGGAGAACCCUUCGACUUGAUGUCCAGAAGGAAGUCAUCGAUUCCAAUGGCAAGAUAAUACAGGAUUUUGGGAAAGUUGCUGAGCAACUGUCUCGAAUCGGUGAUGUAAUAGCCAACCUCAAUACCAUAUGCCAGGACAUGCGGAAUCGCCUUUCAGUAGCUCACAAGGAGACUGGACCGGUACUCGAAGAAGCAUCUACCCUGACGGCUCAGAAAGAGGAAGCAGAGACGAAACAGGCCCUGCUCAAUGCAUUCAAUAAACACUUUAUACUGCCGGAGGAGGACAUCCAAGUCCUAACUUCUCCGUCAGAGCCUGUGGAUGAUCGAUUUUUCAACAUCCUAGGUCGGACGAAACAAAUACACAAGGACUGCGAGGUGCUGUUGGGCAGUGAAAACCAAAAGCUAGGACUAGAGAUCAUGGAGCAGAGCUCAAAGAACCUCAACUCCGCGUUUCUCAAACUAUAUAAAUGGAUCCAGAAGGAGUUCAAAUCAUUGAACCUCGAAGACCCACAGAUUGGAGGAGCAAUCAGGAAGGGAAUCCGGGUGCUUGCUGAGAGACCGAGUCUGUUCCAUAGUUGUCUCGACUUCUUCGCUGAAGCUCGUGAAUAUAUCCUGUCUGAUGCAUUCCAUCAUGCUCUUACGGUAGCAUUGUCCAGCGAGGCAGCGGACGCAAAUACCAAGCCAAUUGAGUUUUCCGCACACGAUCCACUACGAUAUGUGGGCGAUAUGCUUGCCUGGGUGCAUUCCGCUACCGUCUCCGAGCGAGAAGCCUUAGAGGCCCUCUUCGUUUCGGACGCGGACGACCUCGCAAAGGGGAUGGAGGCAGGUAUCAAGAGCGAACCGUGGUCUCGCGGGGAAGAAGGAGAACCUGUAUUUGACGGUCAAAAGGCGUUAAAGGAGCUCAUCACACGAGAUCUAAGCGGCGUUGCUCGCUCGCUCCAGCAAAGAGUUGAACUAGUUGUCCAAGGCCAUGAUGACACAGUUACUAUAUACAAAGUGGCUAAUCUUCUUGCUUUCUAUGAAACGACGUUCAACAAGCUUGUAGGGGCCGAUUCGGCGCUGGUAGAUACGCUUUCGUCCCUGGAGCGCUUCACAAUGGAACAUUUCGAAAGCCUGGCUCGAGGGCGCGUGAAGGCUGCUUCGAACGAUGCUGCUGGCCUGCUGCCCCCUGAUGACCUGAGCCCGCCAGAAUACUUUACAGAAUGCGUCGAGAGUCUCGAGCAGUUGAUGAAAGCCUACGACUCAUCUUUCAGCCAUGCGGUGCUUAGCAGGACGUCUGAGGGCAGUGAGGAAGAAAACAAAUUCACGUCCAUCCUUCAAUCCACGCUCGAUCCGAUGUUGGAACUAACUAGGAAAUCCACCAAUUUGCUCAAGGACAGUUUUUCCCGAACGAUAUUCGAAACGAACUGUAUCCUUGCUGCGCGCACAGCGGUGUCUGCGUACGAGUUUGCGUCCUCGACACAUCUAGCUACCUUAUCAAAUACCCUUGCAAAUCUACGGGCCGAGCUACAUAAAUUCCAGCAUGAUUUCUUGCUAGAGAAGUCAGGGCUGGAUACGCUUCUUCGUGCCCUGGAGGCAUAUAACGCACAUAACGAGUCGGACGGCAGCAAGAACCAUCUAGACACCAUUGCGAAGUUACCAGAGUUUCAACCGGAAGCAUUAUCAGCUGUGAGUCAGCAGCUAGAUGAUUUCCUGCCUGCAGCACUGGUUGAUGCAACUGAUAACCUAAAACGGGUGAACAAUGCUGGACUGGUGAAGGGGGUUACAGAGGAGGCAGUGGAGGCGUUUGCGAGCGACUUUGAGUUUAUCGAGGGGAUGAUUGUUGGUGCUGAUGAGGCAAAGACGAGCGUUGGAGGUAAAGAUGAAGAAGAAGCUGGUGAAGAAGGGAAUGAAGAGGAGGAGAGGGAAUGGAGUUUGAGAGCAUUGUUCCCGCGUACAACGGGGGAAAUUAGAGUUCUUUUGAGUUAA
Nannizzia gypsea CBS 118893 is the source of this 2181-nucleotide messenger RNA. Its product is annotated as oligomeric Golgi complex component 6. Gene Ontology annotation, biological process: intra-Golgi vesicle-mediated transport. Bases 1 to 2181 code for a protein of 726 amino acids. Lineage: Eukaryota; Fungi; Ascomycota; Eurotiomycetes; Onygenales; Arthrodermataceae. The record is from RefSeq and is a predicted model, not a curated record. The transcript is spliced from 2 exons. Gene Ontology annotation, cellular component: COG complex.